AUGCAGUCCAUCAUCGACACUGCCCGCAACGCCGCUUCCGCCGUCACCAGCUCCGUCGCCCCGGCGCACCAUCACAGCGAGGAAGACCACGCCAAAUCCCUCCCUGCCGACGCCACCGCCGGCCCCAUCAAGAGCAUCGACGAAGAGGGUCUCUUGGUCUUUGAGGACGACGCAGUCAGGCAUGGGGUGCUCGUCAAGAUCAGGAAGCUUGCUUUGGAAGACGAGCGACAUGGUCUUGGCGAGGUUGCCGCUUUGAACCUUACUGACGCAGAGGGUGAAAUCAAGAAGGGUAUCGACUACUACCACCCCAAGCGAUACUUUACGGUCACCCGCGCUACCGGUACAGACUAUAUCGGGGAAGUAGAGAUUGAGCAGGGCAAGAGCAUCCACAUCCGCGCGCACAAAGCUGGCGCCGCCCAUACGCCGACAUUCCAUUCUAUCGAUACUCGACCUAGCGACGAGGGUGGGGCAGUCUUCAAGACCGGGGAGGCGCUCGUCUGGUUUGACUACUAG
Messenger RNA from Cryptococcus wingfieldii CBS 7118, 513 nucleotides. RefSeq lists its product as hypothetical. The coding region runs from base 1 to 513 and encodes 170 amino acids. Lineage: Eukaryota; Fungi; Basidiomycota; Tremellomycetes; Tremellales; Cryptococcaceae. The record is from RefSeq and is a predicted model, not a curated record. The transcript has 5 exons.